Molecule: messenger RNA, 567 nt
Organism: Lachancea nothofagi CBS 11611
Lineage: Eukaryota; Fungi; Ascomycota; Saccharomycetes; Saccharomycetales; Saccharomycetaceae
Source: the annotation of a GenBank genome assembly
AUGUGGGACUUAUUUGGAUGGUUCAGAGAUAUCUUGUCAUCUUUGGGAUUGUGGAAUAAACACGGAAAGCUUUUGUUUCUAGGAUUGGACAAUGCCGGUAAGACUACGUUGCUGCACAUGCUAAAAAACGACAGAUUGGCUACUUUGCAGCCCACUUGGCAUCCAACCUCCGAGGAACUGGCCAUCGGAAACAUAAAAUUUACCACAUUUGACUUGGGUGGCCAUAUCCAGGCACGUCGUUUGUGGAAGGACUACUUCCCCGAGGUCAACGGGAUUGUGUUCUUGGUUGACGCUGCGGAUCCUGAAAGGCUGAAUGAAGCCCGCGUGGAACUUGAUGCAUUGUUCAACAUUGCUGAACUGCAAGACGUUCCCUUUGUCAUUCUUGGCAACAAAAUCGAUUCUCCAAAUGCUGUAUCCGAGACCGAACUCAGAUCUGCUUUGGGUCUGUUGAACACCACUGGUGGUGCUAGAAUCGAGGGACAAAGACCUGUUGAAGUAUUCAUGUGCUCUGUAGUGAUGAAAAAUGGAUACCUAGAAGCCUUUCAGUGGUUGUCACAGUACAUUUAG